Rhizoctonia solani is the source of this 5046-nucleotide messenger RNA. RefSeq names its product nucleoporin-interacting protein NIC96. Gene Ontology annotation, cellular component: membrane; nuclear pore. The record is from RefSeq and is a predicted model, not a curated record. Gene Ontology annotation, molecular function: ATP hydrolysis activity; structural constituent of nuclear pore; ATP binding. Gene Ontology annotation, biological process: protein import into nucleus; poly(A)+ mRNA export from nucleus. The transcript is spliced from 25 exons. NCBI's taxonomy places the organism in Eukaryota, Fungi, Basidiomycota, Agaricomycetes, Cantharellales, Ceratobasidiaceae. The coding region runs from base 1 to 5046 and encodes 1681 amino acids.
AUGGCUGAAGAUCUUGGUGCUAUCCUCGCCACGUCCCGUGGACUUGUCGCACACCUCCCUCGACCCGACCUCCCAUCCAUUAAUCUCUCCCUAGACCAAAUUGAAGCACAAUCUCGACGCCUUGUGUCAAAACAACCAACUGCGCCUGGGACUGGAGGCAAAGCGACAUACCUUCUUGCUGGAGGAAACGUCGACGCAAAUGCUCACGCCGACUUGGUGGCAAACCUAAACACGGCUGCAACGUUUGCUCCUCUUACUCAAUUACAUGAUGCUGAUGUGUCUGGAUACCUACGACACUCUCACGAACAAACGCUGAUUGCAUGCAUCGAAGAAGGAAGAAGAGAGACCGAGCAGGAGUUCUACCGGGUUCUAGACGAGCGCGUGCGGAGAGACUGGGAGACUCGAAAGAAGAAGAUAUUCGACGAGCUAGGCAAAGUUAAUCCUGCUGAAAACGUGACCGCAGGAGGUGCAAGCAACCUCAGAGCGAGCGCAAUGGGGCGUACUGUUCGCGGAUCUGGUACCAAUGCCGUAUCGCAACCAACCACUUCGUUGCCAAUGUACAACAAAAUGGCAGCCUACGGAGAAGUUAUUCGUGGACUCAACCAAGCUCGCCUGGCUGGAACAGCAUAUCCUGUUGUCUCACAUCUUUACCAUGUUGCACAAGAGUAUGCUGGGUCUGCUCCCAGCAUUGGCCCCACAUUGGAACUUCUGCGCCACAUCGUUGCCGAGCCUCCCUCUCUCACACUUCCCUCAUCACACUCCCAAGCGCAUAUCCUUAAUACGCCUCUGUUAGAACGCAGCUUCGCUCGGGCACACCUCGGUAAUCCAGAAUCACAAGCGGCCACGGAGCUCAGGACACGGAUCGCAAACGGAGCUCGCGCUGGCUUGGAAAAACAAUAUAUUGAGUAUGUCGAUGCUGCCAUACAGCGAGAACCCGCAAAUGCCGCGAUUGGAGGGGAUCCAAGCAUCCAAAACCGUAUUAUGGGUUAUUUGCGGUGCAAAUUCUACCGCAGCGGGCGCUGGAAUGAAGACCUUGAGUUGCUCCGGGGGAGACCUGUGUGGGCUCAUAUAUUCUUUUUGAUUCGUACUGGUCACCUCCGAGAGGCUCUUGACGUCGCAAAUGAAUCUGCCGACCCGAUCGAGCGAAGCGAACAAUACUUCCUUUCUUACUUGAAAGCUUGGGUUGAGUCUAGCGACAGGAGGUUACCCAAAAUGCUUCGUGACCGACUGCAAACCACAUACAACUCGCAUAUUCUUCACUCCCCCAAUGCUGAUCCCUUCAAAGUUGCACUAUUCAAGCUUAUUGGCCGACUGGACCCGACCCGUCGUGCGGUGCGCAGCGCAAUCGUUACUGCAGAGGACUGGAUUUGGUUCCAGCUUGCGAUGGUCGAUGAGGAAGAAGGAAAUGGUCUGCGCGAACUUGGAAAAGUUCUUGAGGGUUAUGGAGAGAAGCAUUUCGAAGGCACAGGUCCUGGCCGCCGUGGAAUGUGGGCUCGUGUGCUGAUGGCGGUUGCGGCUCUGUACGAGCAUCCUGAUCAUCGUAUUGAAGCUGUCCACAUUGCAGUUGCACUAGCUUACUACGGUCUGCUAAGAGUACCAUCCACUUCUGAGGCAUCACAGGUUGAUAUCUUGACAUCUAUGCCAUUCCAACCCCCUGCGUUGAAUCUGGCUUUGUUGAUUACUCGCUAUAUCAAGCCGUUCAUGACGUCCGAACCUAAGCCAGCGGUUCAAUACGCGUACUGCAUAUCUCUCAGCCAUGAUCAAGAGAAGAAUGUGGGCAAAGAGCAGGUGGACUACGCCCGAGAAUUGACUCGCCGUAUCAUUGUGGCUGCCCCUGCGGGCUGGGAGGAUUUGGUUGGUGGGCUCCGACCAGAUGGAACACGAUACUCUGGAGUUGUUGAACACGAUAUGCCAUUACUCCACCUUAAAAGCGCCGAAGAGUACCGCGAUAUCAUUGUCCUGCCGGCCGCCCAGCUCUGCGAAAACGAUCACAAACUUAUUGCUGCAAUCCGCCUAUACAACCUUGCCGGCAAGUCGAAUAUUGUUCUCAGCUGCUUGAAUCGUGCUCUGGGCGAAUCGUUGGGUGAGGUGGAUGCGGGCGGAGAAGCUGCAAAAGAGCUCGAAACUAGUGCAAGACAGAUUCUGGCCCACUACGAACGACGUGGAGAGACACUCGAUCAGGGCCAAGUUAGGAUCAUUCGCAAACUUCUCAAGGCCCGCCAGGCUAUUACACUCAGCAUGACGGGAGACCUUGAAGGCGCUCUUGCAGCACUUGAUAACCCGGAUCUUUUGCCGCUGGAUGCAGAGACUUCCACUAUUGCACGCCGUGCCGAAGAAUUCCGAGACCAAGACGACGCCCUCACUCACAAUAUUGGUCACCUAUUAAUUCUGGCCAUGACCAUCUUGCACCAGAUUCACUCUCAAGCCAAGGGUGCUCAAUUCGGCGAUACGGGCAAACAGAGUACGCUCAAUAUCGUCAAGAAAAAGACUCGUGCAUUAAUUUCCUUUGCUGGAAUGCUCAAAUAUCGCCUGUCGGCAGACAUUUUUGGGCAAUUGACGCGAAUUUUCUCUAUAUUUAAUUAUAUGGCUGACAUGACACCCGACUUGAAUACGAAUGGACGUGCUCUGCCUUUUGUUGUGACCACGACCGGCCGCGUGUAUCGAGGAUCCAAACUUGCUGGCCUUUUCAAGACGAACACGUCUUCAAAGUCGGCCAUCAACGAUCCCUUACGUACCGUCUUUGCCUGGCUGCCUUCCACUAGGUUCGUGACUGCGGAUUCUCCAGGCUUGUUUUAUUAUUCGCUACUGUAUUUCUAUCCCUCAUUUCUCAACUUGAAUAUGGAGUCGGAAAGUCAGCUCCGUUUCCGAGGACCACCUCCUGGUCCUACACCCGGCCCACCUCCAGAUAUAAACGAAUCGAAGGCAUCUCCACUCCACCCGCCUAAUAACUUGUCUGGCGCUCCCCAACCGGACACCCCAAUAUCUCCCACGAGCGAACAAGGCUUUGACCCAACCAACCCCACGACAAGCAACUAUGUUAAUCUUGGAGUGUGGGACUAUUACGAGGAACGGGCUCCCAAGCUUAAUCGUGUACCACUCGUCAAGAUUUACCGGCGCAUAACUCAAGGGCUUAGCGGUGCACCAUUUGCGUGGCGGUUGAUGAAAGACGUUGUUCGACUCGCACCUGUGCUGGUCUCUCGAAUGUUUCAAGUGAUUAAAGAUGCCGUUGAGAAGCGAAACGUAGAUUCGAGUUUGCUCAUAAAAAUAGCUGUUGCAAGAGGGCUAGCGACCUUUGUUCAGCGCGCUUGCGGUUAUGCAAUACAAAUACUGGCACCAACUAUUAGCUUGCGUGUUCGAGGCUUCUUUGCUGAAUAUAUUCUACAAGCUCAUGCUAGAUUAGAUGUACCGACAUUUGACGAUAACGAAGUCCGCAGUCUGCUAGAGACGGUGGCAUCUGACCGUUCGGGCGCCUGGGAAGCUCUUGUGGAUAGUUUUAAUAUUGGGUCUACCUUCCUCGAGCUUUUCACUCAAGCCCUUGUUCUUUUUGGUAUUAUCAUGGAAAGUAACGAUAGCUUGUUACUAGUUGCUCUAAGCCUUAUUGGUCCCGUUACGACGUGGUGGAUUAGACCCAUACGACGACCUGAAGGAGCUUGGGUUGCCAAAGUAAACAACGAGGACUAUGUGCGUAUGCAGGGAUUGAAGAAGGUGGCGACGGAACGAAAUCAUAGAAAGGAGCUCGUUGCGGGUAAUCUACAGGAGUAUAUUUCCCAACAAUACCACGCUGCUCGAGCCAGUGUUGGUGACAAUGCUCAAGAUUUCUGGGAGGCACGUCGGUACAUGCAGACCAAGAAAGCUGGGAACCCAAUUUCAUUGGUCAUGCCACUCUUCCGGGAUCUCCCCCAGGCGAAUCAUAUUUGCACUCCGAGCCAUCCAUACCCCCGUUUCAAUCCCGCUUUCGCUCGCCCAACUCGAUCUGGUCCAACGAAACGUGACUCAUUUAGCGAGCAGCUUGAAAACUUUUCACAUAUCAUUGAAGGGAUCGCAUACAGUUUCCAAUCUAUAGAAAGUCUCUAUUCGAUCAUUGACAUCCCUAAUCACAUACCCGAUGCUCCACCAGAUGCAUUACCCCUAACACUACCAUUAGACCAAAAGGUCAAAGGGUUGGGUAUUGAGUUUAGGAAUGUAUCCUUCAAAUACCCAGGAACCUCGAAAUAUGUGAUCCGAAACAUGUCUUUUACGAUUAAGCCUGGGCAACUAUGCGUGAUCGUAGGCGAAAACGGCGCGGCUAAAUCCACGUCGCUCAAACUCAUCCUGAGACUAUACGAAGUCGACGAGGGCGAGAUCUUCAUUGACGGCCGAGACAUCCGCACCAUCCCGCUCAAGAGUCUCCGACAAUGUGCAUCUGUGCUCUUCCAAGACUUUUCCAAUUUCCACUCUCGGUCAAUUCGAGAAAACAUCGCAAUGGGAUCUCCAUUGCACGCGCAAGACAACGGCCGGAUCGAAGAAGCCGCUCGGUUGGGAGGGGCAUCCCAAUUCAUUGAUACACUGCCCGAGCAAAUGGAGACGUAUCUCUCUCGGCCCGUGCACGACAUGGCAGGUGGACUCGGGUUCGGCCAGCACACGUUGCUCGGUCGGCAAUUUAAUACGUCGAGGGGUGGAUGGGGUCGGAAGGGUGGAAAACGAGGCGGGAGGGCACAGGAUAUGGAAGUUUCGGGUGGACAGCAGCAGAGAUUAGCUUUAUCUCGCGCAUUCAUGCGUUCAAAUGAUGAGAACGUCCGCUUAUGGAUGUUUGACGAGCCAUCCGCAUCGCUUGACCCACUGGCCGAAUUCAAUUUAUUCGAACGUCUUCGCGACAUGCGAGGCACGAACACGAUGAUUUUUUCCACGCAUCGAUACGGGGGGUUGACCCGCUACGCAGACCUUAUUCUGUAUCUCAAAGACGCUCGGGUCGCUGAGAUGGGCACGCACGACGAGCUGAUGGGGCGUAAUGGAGACUAUGCACAGCUGUACAAUGUCCAGGCUCAGGCAUUUAGGCAGGACACGUAG